UUGUAAUGUGCUUAACCUGUGAGAGAAUAAAUAAAAAAUAAUAAAUUUACCAAGUUUGGAUGUAUUACAAGACUUAAAGAAUAUAUUUUAUUUUGCAACAAAGACAUAAAUAUUCUUGGGACAUGGGUUCAUCACAGGAAGACAUAACAGAUGAUGAAUUCGACGUAGAAGAAGCCAGUCGAGAUCCUACUGUUGUGCUGCAAAGACUGAAAGAAUUUUCAUUUUAUCUCGUAGAAAAUAUUGAAUUUAAUCUAGAUUUCUGCCUUAAAUUAUUAGAAGAACGAACAGUUCCUGCCAAACCAAAUAGUAUGCAUGUCACUGCCCUUAGUAUGCUUUGUUCUGCAAUACCAAAGAUAGGAGGUGGAUUGGGAAGUGCCUUAAAAACGGGUGAGGUAACGUUGUUCAGAAAAAUAGAGAAGAAGAACUCAAGACUACUUGCUGAUCUCGUUUACUACUUUAGCGACAAUAAGCAAGCUCUUAGAGAUACGGUGUUGGAAGCUGCAGCAGAAAUUUUUGCCAGUUUUGAAAAUAAGUUUAUGGAAUUUACAUGCAAAGGAGGUGAAAAACGAGCCAUGAUGAAAUUAGCCAUAGAUGCUUCUGACAGAAUAUUUAACUACUUUCUUAGCACUGAACAAAAGAGGGAUGUUACUAAAAAUGAAUUUAUUAGAGGUGUUCUAUAUGGUGACUCUAAACGAAACAGAGGUGGCAAAAAAGAAGGAAAAUCUGUUACAAAAAACGACAAUGCCAAACAAGAAAUUAAAAUAAAAACAGACAAGCUCUAUUCCAAGUCAGGAAUAUAUAUUCCUGUAAGAAACUUGUUUUACAAAAAUGAUCACACAAAACCAGAAAAGUAUGGAUACAGAAAACUAUUUUCGUGGGAAGACGAAACUGAAAUCAUGCAAACUUGGACUUUGGACAACUCCCUUGAAAAUCCUAUUUAUACAAUAAAUGUCACGGAUAAAUUAUUGCUAUCAAUUAAAGAGUACGUGAUGAGUAAAAAUCGUUUCGAAGAAGCCAUAUUGGCGAGACAAAAAUUGAGUGACGAAGCAAUGGAAGAUAGGCAACAAAAGCACGAAGCAGCAUUAACAAUGCUUAAAGAAUGUUAUGAUAACAUUAUAAAUGAAUUAGAAUAUAUACAGCAAAAGACACUUAACAUGUUUAAAGAAAGUACGACCUUAAUGGAAAAAGUAGUUGAAAAUCAAGAAGCAGACAAAGAAACUACAACAGUAAUAAUUACAAAACUAGAAAGUGCUCACAGUGAUAUUUUGGAUACCAAAGGAAAACAGGAAGACAUUUUAAAAUCAAACGAAGAUAUUAAAAAUAAUAUAGUUGCAAUAAUGACUAACCAAGAGGAAUUGGCUACCAGUACACUUAAACAUGAAGAUGUUGAAAGCAUUGUUAAUGAUAAAGUUAAGGAAGGUGCGAAAGAUGGCGUUAAAGAAUUCAUUAGUGAAACGUUAAGGGAAAAUGAUCCCGGUCCUAGAAUUAAACGAGAAGUGGAAAGAGGUUUGGACAGGACUAAAAAUGAAUUAAAAAGGGUCGAACGAAGAAUAAGAAAGUUUAAGUGGUAGUUAGAAAUUUAUACAAUGGUAAUUUAUUAUAUUAAACUUUAA
Messenger RNA from Diabrotica balteata, 1613 nucleotides. Lineage: Eukaryota; Metazoa; Arthropoda; Insecta; Coleoptera; Chrysomelidae. The record is from the annotation of a GenBank genome assembly.